This is a messenger RNA of Suricata suricatta (meerkat), 1473 nucleotides long. RefSeq names its product cell adhesion molecule 4 (gene CADM4). Gene Ontology annotation, cellular component: cell-cell contact zone. The record is from RefSeq and is a predicted model, not a curated record. Gene Ontology annotation, molecular function: vascular endothelial growth factor receptor 2 binding. The coding region runs from base 1 to 1140 and encodes 379 amino acids. Lineage: Eukaryota; Metazoa; Chordata; Mammalia; Carnivora; Herpestidae. The transcript has 9 exons. Gene Ontology annotation, biological process: regulation of Rac protein signal transduction; negative regulation of peptidyl-tyrosine phosphorylation; regulation of wound healing.
AUGGCAACCCUCCUAUUCUGUCUCUCUGCUGCUCCAGGGGCUGGACAGGAAGUACAGACGGAGAAUGUGACCGUGGCUGAGGGAGGGGUGGCGGAGAUAACCUGCCGCCUGCACCAGUAUGAUGGCUCCAUAGUUGUCAUUCAGAACCCAGCCCGGCAGACCCUCUUCUUCAAUGGCACCCGUGCCCUGAAGGAUGAGCGUUUCCAGCUCGAGGAGUUCUCCCCGCGCCGCGUGCGGAUCCGGCUCUCAGAUGCCCGCCUGGAGGACGAGGGGGGCUACUUCUGCCAGCUCUACACGGAGGAUACCCACCACCAGAUUGCCACGCUCACUGUACUGGUGGCCCCGGAGAAUCCCGUGGUGGAGGUCCGGGAGCAGGCGGUGGAGGGAGGCGAGGUGGAGCUCAACUGCCUAGUUCCUCGGUCCCGCCCUGCCGCUGUCCUGCGCUGGUACCGGGACCGCAAGGAGCUGAAAGGUAUGAGCAGCGGCCAGGAGAAUGGCAAAGUCUGGAGCGUGGCGAGCACCGUGCGGUUUCGUGUGGACCGCAAGGACGACGGCGGUAUCGUCAUCUGCGAGGCGCAGAACCAGGCGCUGCCCUCCGGACACAGCAAGCAGACGCAGUACGUGCUGGACGUGCAGUACUCUCCCACCGCCCGGAUCCAUGCCUCCCAAGCUGUAGUGAGGGAGGGAGAUACGCUGGUGCUAACGUGUGCUGUAACGGGGAACCCCAGGCCAAACCAGAUCCGCUGGAACCGCGGGAACGAGUCUUUGCCGGAGCGCGCCGAGGCGGUCGGGGAGACGCUUACGCUGCCAGGCUUGGUAUCCGCAGAUAAUGGCACCUACACCUGCGAGGCGUCGAACAAGCACGGCCACGCGAGGGCGCUCUAUGUACUCGUGGUGUACGACCCGGGUGCGGUGGUAGAGGCUCAGACGUCGGUGCCCUACGCCAUUGUGGGCGGCAUCCUGGCGCUACUGGUGUUUCUGAUCAUAUGCGUGCUGGUGGGCAUGGUCUGGUGCUCGGUACGGCAGAAGGGGUCCUAUCUGACCCAUGAGGCCAGUGGCCUGGAUGAGCAGGGAGAAGCAAGAGAAGCCUUUCUCAAUGGCAGCGACGGACACAAGAGGAAAGAAGAAUUCUUCAUCUGACCCCACCUCCAUGCGGGCCUGGGCCUGGGCCUGGGCCUGGGCUGGGGUCCACCCCACUGCCAGCUGCAAAGACAUUUACCAGAGUCUGGGAUGGUGGACUUCUCCCCCCGCCGCCACUAACACCUCAGACGCUUGGGCAGGGAUGGGGGUGUCGGAUCCCAGGUCUCUGCAAGGGCCCGAAGCAAGGGCCCAGAGGUCUGGGCCCCCCAGGGGGCAGGGGCCAAAGGUCCGGAGCCCCCAAGUCCAGGGAGGGCGGUAGGGGUUGGGUUGGGGGAAGGCCAGGGCCCCUAGGCUGCAGAACCAGGUCUUGUGGGGAGGGGGUCAGAUUCUGGG